Paramecium octaurelia is the source of this 517-nucleotide messenger RNA. NCBI's taxonomy places the organism in Eukaryota, Ciliophora, Oligohymenophorea, Peniculida, Parameciidae. The record is from the annotation of a GenBank genome assembly.
AUGAACUCAAGAUUUGGUAAAUGGUUUCUUACAUAAAAGCAUUUAGAUCUGGAAAAUAAGAAUAAUCGACUUGUUAGAUUACGUUUUAGAUAGACGAGGAAUUUAAAUAUCAAAUGUUGGAAAUAGAAAGUAGGAUUUCAUAAAUUCAUCCACCAUAUUAACCUAGAUAAAUCAAGAUAUAGAGGAAUAAUACAUAUUUUAGAAGAGAAUGAUCACUAUUAAACUAUAUACAAAGAGAUAUUACAUCAAUUCAUUGAGAAAAUGAAAAAAGUAGAGGGUGUUAUAAUAGUAUUAGAAAAUACUAAAACACACCUUGAAAAAUGCAAAUACACUAAACUGGGAAUAUAUUAAUGAAGAAAAAGUUUAGCUUAAAGAAAUAAGAAUUCAGGGAAACCUAGCAAGAUAACUUGAAUACAUAGAAUGGCACAAUAAAGCCAUUUCUUAUGAAUUCAUGUGUUUCACAACUGCGAGAAUGAUUAUGAAAGACAAUACUUAGAACAAGAAGAAAUAGACAUGA